AUGCCUACUUUUAGCUGCACAUUCCUUGUGGAAGCAGUGUUGGAGACUCUACUACUCCACCCGGGUUACACGCCCACUUCACAACAAACCCAGAAGGAGGUUGUGAAUGUGCACAACAUCACGUGCCAUCCACUGAAGGAUGAAAGGUUACUUCAGAUCAGCGGUGCUACGUUGUCAGAUGACACCCUUGUGGCCCUGGGGCAGGUCAUCAUGAAAGGAUGGCCUAGCGAGGUAAGGGACUUGACAGAGAGUCUACGUUCGUACUUUAGCUACAGCGACGAGCUUGCCGUUCAGGGUGGAAUUAUCUUGCGAGGUGGACGAAUCGUCGUCCCAGUCAGUCUAAGGAAAGAAGUGAAGGAGAAUGUGCAUCAAGGGCAUCUAGGAAUAAACUCGUGUCUACGGAGAGCCAGAGACCUGAUCUUCUGGCCGGGUAUGUCGGCAGAGAUCCGACAAUAUGUGGAAGCAUGCGGUACAUGCGCGACAUAUUCAGUGAAACAACGUGCAGAGUCACCAGUCAUCACGGAGGUACCUCAGAGACCUUGGCAAAAGGUGGCAUCGGACUUGUUGUCGUGGGCAGGCUGUGAUUACCUUGUCACAGUGGACUAUCAUAGCAACUUUUUUAAGGUUGACCGGCUGCGUGAGACAACUGCUGAAGCCGUGAUUAUGAAGCCUAAGGGGCACUUCUCGAGAUAUGGUAUCCCUGACACAGUCGUCACGGAUAAUGCUGAUCAAUUCACAUCAGCGAGGUUCCGGUCAUUCGCACGUGGCUGGAAGUUUCACCAUGAGUUAAUCAGCCCUGGCAACAGUCAGGCCAACGGGGCAGCCGAGGCUGCUGUAAAGAUUGCGAAGAGGCUCAUGAGGAAGGGCAAGGCCUCUGGGGAAGACCCGUUCUUAGGUCUUCUAAAUGCUAGAAACACACCAACAGAGGGGAUGUCAACCAGCCCAGCUCAAAGGCUGCUGGGAAGACGCACAAAGACUGUUAUGCCCAUCAGUGAAGCAAAGUUGAAGCCUGGGUAUGCUGACUUGAUAAGGAAGGCACAGUCUAAAGAGAGAAAGCGGAUGCUUAGAGAGAGCAGGCGUAACUGCAGGGAACUUAGCCGGCUCGCAGUUGGUAACACUGUGAGGAUGCAGCCGCUGGUUCCCGGGAAGAGAGAGUGGCAGGAGGCAAGAGUGUCAAAGCAGCUGACAGGUCGCUCAUUUGAGAUGCCUACGGAACAAGGAAAAGUCUUCCGAAGGAACAGACGCCACCUCAGGAAGUGUGACAUGUCAGCACACUCGCUGCCGCCUUAA
Messenger RNA from Priapulus caudatus, 1290 nucleotides. RefSeq lists its product as uncharacterized. The coding region runs from base 1 to 1290 and encodes 429 amino acids. The record is from RefSeq and is a predicted model, not a curated record. Gene Ontology annotation, biological process: DNA integration. NCBI's taxonomy places the organism in Eukaryota, Metazoa, Priapulida, Priapulimorpha, Priapulimorphida, Priapulidae. Gene Ontology annotation, molecular function: nucleic acid binding. The transcript has 2 exons.